Molecule: messenger RNA, 1107 nt
Organism: Aureobasidium pullulans EXF-150
Lineage: Eukaryota; Fungi; Ascomycota; Dothideomycetes; Dothideales; Saccotheciaceae
Exons: 4
Coding region: 1-1107 (368 amino acids)
Source: RefSeq, a predicted model, not a curated record
AUGCUCUUGGUCGAGUCGGGCAUACCCCUGACCGAGAUUCCCGCUGGCCGCCCGCCUCCAGGCGAGGUUUCUCACAUCCACCAUGCGGUUGGCAGAACGCAUAUGAUCACAACAUGCGAUAUCAUCUGCAUGAUCAUCGUGUGUACUGUUGUCGCCAUGAGAAUGUAUACUCGCAUUCACCUUCUCAAGAAUCUCUGGUGGGAUGAUUGGUGCACAUUGUUUGCUCUUGCAUGCUGGAUCGGUGAGACUGGACUGUUCCAAUAUGCCUGCAAGUUCGGAGCAGGCAAGCAUGUUUACGACAUCAGUGUCGCAGACCUCUACCCCAACCUUCUGCGUGGCUGGGUUGUCUGCGCUGUCAUGUACAGCAUAACCAUGCUUUUCUCGAAAAUGUCGAUCCUAUUGCUCUAUCGCCGCUUGUUCCCCAUCGUCAACUUCGCCAAAAGAUGGUGGGCUGUGGUUGCCUUUACGGUCGCUUAUUCGGUCGGAGGCAUGUUAGCAUCUCUGUUUCAGUGCAGACCGAUGGAAUCAGCAUGGACUCUUGAUGUUCCUUCGGACUACUGCAUCAGUACUGAAAAGUUCUACACUGCCAAUGCUGCCUUGAACGUGGUCUCCGAUAUCAUGAUUCUCAUCCUGCCUGUACCCAUCGUUUGGGGUCUUAACACGGACACGCGCAAGAAGGUCAUCCUUACCGGUCUCUUUUCAAUGGGAUCUAUCUCGUGCCUCGUCAGCAUCCUCCGCAUGCGCUCCAUCAUCGUCUUAUACAAGUCUGGCUUCAACGACUUGACCUGGGGACUUGUGGAAGUCGUACUUUGGUCACAAGCAGAACUUACCGCUGCCAUGAUCUGCACAUGUACGCCCUGCCUGCGGCCAUUGUUCGAGAAGAUCAUCCCUGCCUUGCGCUCGGUCGGCUCGAGGAAGGGGACCCACGGAAGCAAUACUGGAGGAUACCUUCGCACAAACGAUUAUGGACACAAAAGCACAGCGAGCAAGUCAAGAUCUAUUGCAGAUAUUGAGAUGGACGCCGGGAUUCGCAAGAAGGUCACUGUUGAUGUCAGUGCCAUGGGGUCUGACGACAGUGAUAGCCAGAAGAGCAUCAUUCAUCAUUAA